Molecule: messenger RNA, 2592 nt
Organism: Plodia interpunctella (Indianmeal moth)
Lineage: Eukaryota; Metazoa; Arthropoda; Insecta; Lepidoptera; Pyralidae
Product: protein Wnt-5b-like
Exons: 8
Coding region: 366-1484 (372 amino acids)
Biological process (GO): multicellular organism development; cell fate commitment; neuron differentiation
Cellular component (GO): extracellular region
Molecular function (GO): frizzled binding; cytokine activity
Source: RefSeq, a predicted model, not a curated record
CCAUUACACGGAACGCACGCGGCCGAUUUCAACUUAUGUCUAACUUGAUCGUAACUUAAUUCGAAUAUCAUUCAAAAACACCGUAUUUAAUAACUUUACAGUGAAAUUUGUCGGCAUUUAACCACGUCUUUAUGUUGUGCUAAGUGAUUAAGUUGUCUCUGUGAUAGUUGUACCUUUUUGCUUAUUUUGUUGGAUGCAUAAAAUUCUUAUAAGCUGCACAGGUAUUUGCAAGGAUUUUAAGCAUUUAAAAGUAAAUUUGUAAUUAAAAGCUAAGUUUUUAAUGUGAUUAAACUAUCAUUUGAAAUAGUUUCAAAUCAGUCAACUAAACAUGUGACGUCCGCCAUCUUGUCGUGACGCAAAACAAAAUGGCGUCGCGAACUGUGUUCAGGUUUCUCAUCCUGCUAACUGCUUUGGUUUGGAUUCUGACAGCCCAAGAUACGAAAAAAAGGGAACUCUGGACCAAUGGAAGUUGGUUCAACAUGGGUCUCCUAGAAUUCGAGAAAUGGUCCAACCAAUCGGACCUCUUCUCCGAAACCUCCCGACUCUGCGCUCGGAUCCGUGGCCUGACUCCAGGACAACGCAGGGUCUGUCGACGUCAUAAGGACCAUAUGCCUUCAGUCAGCAUGGGGGUUAAGAAAGGGAUAGAAGAAUGCCAGCAUCAGUUUAGAGGAAGACGGUGGAAUUGUACCGUGAAGGGGGAUGAGACUGUUUUUGGACCUCUCACUUUAAUUGCGUCAAGAGAGACAGCAUUUACCCACGCGAUGACGUCAGCUGCAGUAUCCCUCUCCGUAUCCAGAGCAUGCCGAGAUGGCAGGCUGUCAAGCUGUGGCUGCAGCCGAGCCAGGAGACCUAGGACGCUACGGGAAGAGUGGCUCUGGGCUGGUUGUGGAGACAACCUGGAGUAUGGCUACAAGUUCACAGAAGGGUUCGUGGACAUCAGAGAGCGAGAGCGGAAGGUGAAGCGAGGCAGCCGGGAGCAGGGCCGGCAACUGAUGAACAGGCAUAACAACGAGGCUGGCAGGCGGGCGGUGAUAAAGAAGUCAAGAGUGACAUGCAAAUGCCAUGGUGUUUCCGGCUCCUGCAGUCUGAUCACGUGUUGGCAACAGCUGGCAACACUGCGGGAGAUAGGCGAUUACCUCCGAAAUAAGUACGAUGGAGCUACUGAAGUGAAGGUGUCUCGUAGAGGCAAGCUUCGUCUUGGCAACCCAAUGUAUAGCCUGCCAACCGCCCAAGACCUCGUGUAUCUUGAGGAGUCACCUAAUUAUUGCGUUAGGAACGACACUAUGGGUUCUCUUGGCACGUCAGGCCGUGAGUGUAACAGGACAUCAGCAGGCAUAGACGGUUGCUCUCUGCUCUGCUGCGGCCGAGGGUAUAACACCAAGAGGAUCAUCACGCGAGAGCGAUGUGGCUGCAAGUUUCAUUGGUGUUGCCGCGUCGAAUGCAAUACUUGUGUAAAGACGAUAGAAGUUUAUACGUGCAAGUGAUGGGAGAAAAAAAAAUACUUUUAUUAUAUCUUAGUAAUGACUCGCUCUUAUAAUGUAAGUUGGUACUGGGAUUUCUAAGCCCUUAAAAAUUAGAUUAAAAACAGUGAUCUCACUUUUUAACGGAACAAAAUACCAGGGCGUUAGAAGUAGGAGAAUAUAAAAUAAAAUUUGAUUUGUCCUUUCUAAAUUUGUAUUUGAUCUAAAUGUAUUAGAGACACCGAUAUCAACAUCGAGUAUUUUGUAGUAUACUUAAAUAUGACUUUUAAUAUUUGACUGUGCAUGCGCAUAAUAUAUAGUCCGAACUUGAAGUGAGGUCUAGGUUGAUUGCUUAGCUGGAGUUAUUAAUUAAUAGCCCCUUUUAUCAACCAUUUUGUAAAUAGAUACUUUAAAAAUCCAUGAGGCUAUAAACGAAAUAACCUUUUAAUUAUCAAGUAGUUACGUAAAACUUUUACCAACUAUUUAUAACAACUUACCCACAUAUUUGUUAGUUCUAUAUUUGUUUCAAAAUAAAGUACUAAAGCAUUAUAUCCUAUUUAUACUAUUUAUCGCAUCGCGCAUUUUUCCUAUCUUCUUAGUAAAAUAAUGGAAGGUGCCAUUACUCUUGUGUACCUAGAUUUAUCAUCUCAUAAUCAUAAAAAAGUUAAAACAUACUACCUCACCUAACUAUAUUUUAAUCUGGCAUUAACGAACAAGACAACAUACCAACACUAAUACUCAGAGUUUUCCAAACUACGGAUCGCCACACACUGGUGGGUUGUAAGCGAAUAAUGAGAGGGAUACAAAAAAUUUGGUUUGAUAGGUACCUACCUACUUUAUUCACAUUGGUAUGUAACGGGUAUAUUUCCGUUUAUUUUCAUUAUAAAUAGUCUCUCUCGGUAUCUGAGAAUUGCGAAUUUUAUGCCUCCUUUUCCCUAAGACUAGUACCAAGUUUGGAAUCUUUUAUUCGAUGAGUCAUAGUUUAGACUUUGAGAUCCACUGUUUUAGCUUAAGUUACCCUAUGCUUUAGCUUUUUUAUGAAAUAAAAGGAUUAUUCAAAUACCCUGUUGUUGUAAAGUAGUUGCCAACAUAAAUUCGAGAAAAGUUUAAAAAUAAAGACAUAGAAUACAAU